This is a messenger RNA of Rhipicephalus microplus (southern cattle tick), 1792 nucleotides long. RefSeq names its product organic cation transporter protein. The record is from RefSeq and is a predicted model, not a curated record. Gene Ontology annotation, molecular function: transmembrane transporter activity. Lineage: Eukaryota; Metazoa; Arthropoda; Arachnida; Ixodida; Ixodidae. Gene Ontology annotation, biological process: transmembrane transport. Gene Ontology annotation, cellular component: membrane.
CAGCGACGUACUUUCUUUUACGAUAACUGACCGCGCCGUGGCCGGACGUCAACAAGGGCCUGAUCAUGACUGCCCCCACAGUGGACACCGUGCUAGACAAGCUCUCCCGCUGCCAUGUGGUCAUCUUCGUGUUCGCGUUCAUCCGGGGCUUGCCUGUCACGUGGAACCUGAUGAUGCCGGUCUUCGUGGCGCCGUCUGCAGUCGACUUCCGGUGCAAUAAUGACGCAUUGAACCACACCGUGGAUACAUUCAGCGGCAGUGACCACCACGUGUGGACGAACAACACGGCGCAGUGCUUCAGGUCGGCUGCAACCAAUGGCAGCGAACCAUGCGAGUCAUGGAUCUACGACCGUAGUGUGUACGGCAAAACUGUCACAGAAGAGUUUAACAUGGUUUGCGGCAACAGGUGGAUGGUAUCCUCUUCCCAAAGCCUUUACCUCGCUGGCAUGGUUGUCGGAACAGUGGCAGCAUCUCAUACUUCGGACUGGUUCGGCCGCAAGAAGACCAUACUGGGGGGAAUUCUACUCUCGGUGGCCGCAAGUGCCAUGACUGCCUUGUCAACCUCAGUCACGAUGUACUACGUAUCCCGAUUCGUCGUGGCCCUGGGUGUCGCGGGAUACGCAGACGUCAUUUACACCUUAAUUAUGGAGACGGUGUCACCGCGGUUCCGCUACAUGCCAACAAUGACUAUGGGCAACGGCUGGACGACUGGAAUGCUUCUUCUGCCGUGGCUCCACUAUUUGACUAAGGAGUGGCGCGCCACCCAACUGUAUGCGACGCUGCCACUUGCGCCACUGUUUCUGCUUGGCUGUUUUUUGCCAGAGUCUCCCAGGUGGCUGAUGGCUGUCGGCCGAUUCCCAGCAGCCAAGCAAGUGGUCGCAAAGUUCGCCAGGAACGCCCCGAAGCACGUCGUUGACGACAUCAUUGAAGAGGCCAAGCGCAAGAAAGCAGAGGCGCGGGACAUUGGCAGAGCAAGCGUCGCUGACUUGUUCUCAACGAAGGUGUGGACCAAAAUAACGACACUCUUCAGCUUCCAGUUGAUAAUCUCCAGCAUAGUAUGGUACCACAUGACGGUCUCCACGGCAGCCGCAGGAGGAAAUCCAUACGUGAGCUUCACAAUCGGUGCGUCCUCCGAGUACCCGGUAAAGCUGAUCAACGUGGUGCUGAUCAAGUAUUGCCGUCGCCGGUACACCAUUUGCGGCACCAUGUGCUUCUCGGCGCUAGUUAUGGUCGCCCUCUGGCUUUUGCCAGCUGAAUACUCGUGGCUGCGGCUGGCCCUGCUCAUGCUGGGAAAAGUGGGCACGUCAGUGAAUGGUGCGGUGCUUCGCGUCCAGUUGAGCGAGACGUACCCGACCGUGGUGCGCUCUGUAGCCAUGGGCUUCUGCUACACACUGGGAAGGCUUGGCUCGGCUCUUGCGCCGUUUUUUGAUGACUUGGGUGAAGCGACGCAAUCGUGGGUGCCGAGCAUCGUGUCGGCAGGCCUUUGCUUGGCGGGCGCCGGCGCAUCCUGGCUGCUUCCAGAGAGCUUCGAGAAGACGCUAGAGGACGGGUUCUCCAAGCAUGAAGCCACAGAGAACAAAGUCGCUGUCACCGGAAACACCGAACCUCAGCAAAUAUAUGUUCUUGAAAUGACGCACUUUUAGUGGCACAAGACGGCUGCAGCACUUCGCCAAAGGAGAUGAAAGAGGAAGUUCUCAUUGUCAUAUAAGGCGGAAGCAAAAAAAAGGACACUCCGUUCUCCGUUAACCAGCACAUUCCUGAAUAAACUUGGGUGACAGUCCCUCACAUCCAC